CGCAGAGCGCACUGGAGCCCUGGCCAGCGCGCAGCCAUCCGAAGCUUGGGUCUUUUCUUGGGAGUUCUCCAUUGCUUCGACUCACUUAUUUAUACACACCACUGGAUCUUACAUGCUUCUGUAUCCCUCCACUUCUACUCCAUGUCCCCAUGCCACUGUGCCAGCAACAGGACAAACGCUCUGGAUGUCCGCUGAGUUCCGAAGGUAACUGCAUGUCCGUGGCGAGGCCUUAGUGGAACCCCAAGGCUCCCGGAGACCCCCAUCUCCCCUCCUUUUUUUUCUGUGUGUGCCUGUGUCCUCACUGAACAUUCAAAACUGUUUCUCCAAAGGGUCUUGCAAAAACUCAGACUGUUUCCCAAAGCAGAAGCGCUGGCGUCCACAGCAGAAGCAAUGGGCAGUGUGCGCACCAACCGCUACAGCAUCGUCUCUUCGGAAGAAGACGGCAUGAAGUUGGCCACCAUGGCCGUGGCCAAUGGCUUUGGGAACGGGAAGAGCAAGGUGCACACGCGCCAGCAGUGCCGGAGCCGCUUUGUGAAGAAGGACGGCCACUGCAAUGUGCAGUUCAUCAACGUGGGCGAGAAGGGGCAGCGGUACCUGGCGGACAUCUUCACCACGUGCGUGGACAUUCGCUGGCGGUGGAUGCUGGUGAUCUUCUGCCUGGCCUUCGUGCUGUCCUGGCUCUUCUUUGGCUGUGUGUUUUGGUUGAUAGCCCUGCUCCACGGGGAUCUGGAUGCAUCCAAGGAGAGCAAAGCCUGCGUGUCGGAGGUCAACAGCUUCACGGCCGCCUUCCUCUUCUCCAUCGAGACGCAGACCACCAUCGGGUACGGCUUCAGGUGCGUCACGGACGAGUGCCCCAUCGCCGUGUUCAUGGUGGUGUUCCAGUCCAUCGUGGGCUGCAUCAUCGACGCCUUUAUCAUCGGCGCCGUCAUGGCGAAGAUGGCCAAGCCCAAGAAGAGGAACGAGACGCUGGUGUUCAGUAACAACGCCGUGAUCGCCAUGCGCGACGGCAAGCUGUGCUUGAUGUGGCGGGUGGGCAACCUGCGCAAGAGCCACUUGGUGGAGGCCCACGUGCGGGCGCAGCUGCUCAAAUCGCGAAUCACAUCCGAGGGGGAGUACAUCCCGCUGGAUCAGAUCGACAUCAACGUCGGCUUCGACAGCGGCAUCGACCGCAUCUUCCUGGUGUCGCCCAUCACGAUCGUGCACGAGAUCGACGAGGACAGCCCUCUGUACGAUCUCAGUAAGCAGGACAUCGACAACGCGGACUUUGAGAUCGUGGUGAUCCUCGAAGGCAUGGUGGAGGCCACGGCCAUGACCACGCAGUGCCGGAGCUCCUACCUGGCCAACGAGAUCCUCUGGGGCCACCGCUACGAGCCCGUGCUCUUCGAAGAGAAGCAUUACUACAAAGUAGACUAUUCCCGCUUCCACAAGACUUACGAAGUCCCCAACACCCCGCUUUGCAGCGCCCGGGACUUAGCGGAGAAGAAGUACAUCCUCUCCAAUGCGAAUUCCUUUUGCUACGAAAAUGAGGUUGCCCUCACGAGCAAAGAGGAAGAUGACAGUGAAAACGGGGCUCCUGAAAGUCCCAGUACGGAUUCACCCCCUGACCUGGAUCUGCACAACCAGGCCAGCGUCCCCUUAGAGCCCAGGCCCCUAAGGCGAGAAUCGGAGAUAUGACUGCCGGGGUUCCUGGGCUGGGAUCUGCUUCACUUGGCCACGCAGUGUGUUGGUCAAAGGCCUGAAACAGUUACAGAGACCACGGCACUGGUUCAGAGGCGGGACGAGGCAUGCGCCCAGCGGGCACUAAGGCUCGCCAAGGGGUUUCCAGGAAAAGACUGCAAGCGCCAUGAUGGGUGGAAUGCACUUAGCACGCCUCCGUGUGACCCCAAGGCACCUGCGUGUUGUAGAAUAAGUUAUGGGUGGUUGUUGUUGUUGUUGUUUUGUUUUGUUUUGUUUUUUUGAAAUGUGUUGUUUUGUGUUUUUACAAAACUUGAAUCUGCAGACAAGCCUUGCUUGGAUAUUCAAUGUAUCCAGAAUGCUUCUCUUUAGGGGAACAAGAAUGUUUUUAAUGGCAUAACAAAGGCAGCACUCUGCCUUAAUUUUAUGAAAAGCUGCUAACUACGUGAACACAGAUCGUGUAUUUGUUGCCGUGUAGUUUUUCUUUUGUGUAAUUUAAAAGUCAGUGUUGAACUCGGUUGAAAGCUCACGAUGUGAUUCAAAGUGGCAAGUAUUUGGCUAUGAACUGCCAAAAUAAGAGCCUGGUUUUCUGAGGCUAGUAAUUUGUGCUAGGAUUGAUCUCUUUAUCUCUCUGUCUCUGUCUUUCUU
Molecule: messenger RNA, 2322 nt
Organism: Perognathus longimembris pacificus (Pacific pocket mouse)
Lineage: Eukaryota; Metazoa; Chordata; Mammalia; Rodentia; Heteromyidae
Gene: Kcnj2
Product: potassium inwardly rectifying channel subfamily J member 2
Exons: 2
Coding region: 391-1674 (427 amino acids)
Biological process (GO): potassium ion import across plasma membrane; regulation of monoatomic ion transmembrane transport
Cellular component (GO): plasma membrane
Molecular function (GO): inward rectifier potassium channel activity
Source: RefSeq, a predicted model, not a curated record